Molecule: messenger RNA, 303 nt
Organism: Arctia plantaginis
Lineage: Eukaryota; Metazoa; Arthropoda; Insecta; Lepidoptera; Erebidae
Source: the annotation of a GenBank genome assembly
AUGGCUACUAUAGGUCCCAAGAAGGAUGGGGGGCCGAAUGUCGAUUAUUUUCAGUCAUCAGAUUCACUAUCACAGUUUGACCAAAUUCGUGUUUGGUUGCAAAAAAACUGCAAAAAGCAUGUUCAAACUGAUCCUCCAACAAAAGAGGGUUUGGCUCAACUGGUCAUACAACUUAUCCAGUAUCAAGAAAACAAACUUGGGAAAAAUGCUUCUGAUCCACCCUUCUUGAGGCUUCCGGUUGUACAUGUGGUUUUACCACAUUUUAACCAUGUAUUAAUCAGGGCCCUGUUCAGAUUAUUUUAA